AUGGGAGAGUCUCUGUUUUCUCGUGCCUACUUCGAUGCCGUCUAUAUUCCGGCUGGUCUCAUUGUGUUCGGCACUUGGAUCCUGAAGAAGGAGUAUGUUCCUUAUGCCACGGCUGUCGCGCUGGCCUUGGCUGGCAUCAAGUUCUACAACCUCCAGCCCAAGAAAGUCUUGAUCCCCGACGUUUUCCAGGACUUUGAGCUUAUCGAGAAGACCAUUGUCUCCCACAACGUUGCUAUUUACCGAUUCAAGCUCCCCUCCCCUACCUCGAUCCUUGGUCUUCCUAUCGGUCAGCACAUCUCGAUUGGCGCCACCAUCUCCAAGGCCGACGGCACCAGCCAAGAGGUUGUUCGCUCUUAUACCCCCAUCACGGGCGAUGACCAACCCGGCCACUUCGACCUGCUCGUCAAGUCCUACCCCACCGGCAACAUCUCCAAGAACUUGGCCACUCUCGCCAUUGGCCAGACUAUCCGAGUGCGCGGUCCCAAGGGUGCUUUCGUCUACACUCCUAACAUGGUGCGGCACUUUGGUAUGAUUGCUGGAGGAACCGGCAUCACCCCCAUGCUCCAGGUUGUCAAGGCCGUCAUCCGUGGACGUGCUGCCGGCGACAAGACCGAGAUCGAUCUCAUCUUCGCCAACGUCACCGAGCAGGACAUUCUUCUCAGGGAGGACCUCGAUACUCUCGCCAAGGAGGAUCCCGGCUUCAGGGUCCACUACGUUCUUGACAGGCCCCCUGAGGGCUGGACCGGCGGUGUUGGCUACGUGACUUCUGAGAUGAUCACCAAAUUGCUUCCCAAGCCCGCCCAUGAUGUCAAAAUCCUUCUCUGCGGCCCCCCUCCCAUGGUCAGUGGUCUCAAGAAGGCUACCGAGGCUCUUGGAUACAAGAAGGCCAGGCCCGUCAGCAAGCUUGAAGACCAGGUCUUUGCUUUUUAA
This is a messenger RNA of Scedosporium apiospermum, 930 nucleotides long. RefSeq names its product NADH-cytochrome b5 reductase 1. Gene Ontology annotation, molecular function: oxidoreductase activity. The transcript has 4 exons. Gene Ontology annotation, cellular component: endoplasmic reticulum. Lineage: Eukaryota; Fungi; Ascomycota; Sordariomycetes; Microascales; Microascaceae. The record is from RefSeq and is a predicted model, not a curated record. The coding region runs from base 1 to 930 and encodes 309 amino acids.